AUGUGUGACACGUGUGAGAUGGCAUUAGAAAAGGUUCGCCGAGCGUCCAAAUUCGCGCAGGGUUCGUCUCGUGUGACCGUACCUAUUCGAUUGCAAAUUUUCGCUUCGGAUGGAGAACACAAAACCCAUCAUAGUAAUCCGAAAGAGCUGCAGUGUGGAAUCUGUUUAGGGGCGAACCUGACUCAGAAAGAAUUUGACGAUCACCUUUGCAUCACCUAUCGCGAAAACUACAUCUGCUGCAAUCGUGACUUCAAGUAUCAGUCCUUCUACAACAAACACAUGCUGCUGGCUCAUGGGGAGCACACGAACGUUCGCGUAAAACCCACCGACGGACUGCUGAUCGGGCAGUUUCGAGCGAUGCGCCGACAGGAGAUACGAUGUCCAAACUGUGCACAGGAGUUUCCUACACGGUAGCAAAAGAAUAAUCACGCGAAAACCUGCACUACGGCCGUUUACGAUGAACAGUACAUCGACGAGCAGACAAGUAAUGAUUUGUGACUGGAUGUAGUUUGUAGAAGCCAGGCAAUAACACAUUAUAAAUUUUACAAUUUUCAUUUCUUGAAAUGUUCCUGGUUCCCCCACUACCACUUUGCUGC
Molecule: messenger RNA, 596 nt
Organism: Anopheles coustani
Lineage: Eukaryota; Metazoa; Arthropoda; Insecta; Diptera; Culicidae
Exons: 4
Coding region: 1-414 (137 amino acids)
Source: RefSeq, a predicted model, not a curated record